UAAAGCAGCGUGCGCGUGACGAUAUCGCCCCGGCGGCCGGUGACAAACAAUCGGCGUACAUAGCCGGCUUCAGUCCACACGCCAACGCACCCCGUUAUGGAAAAGCUGCAGCAACGAGGUCCGUGGCGCUUCUGGGUGGCGUACGCCUGCGCCUGGCUGCUGCUGACGCUGUGCUGCUGCUGCCCGGAGCCCGCGGGGGCGACGCUGUGCAACGAGCUGACCAUGCUGAGCGAGGAAUGCCAGUGCGAAGAGAUCAACGGCAACCUCACGCUACGGUGGGCCAACAUCCAUGUCAGCCCGCUGCUCAGCGACCUGGAGAAAGUGGCCGACGCCAACAUAUCCCUGUACGAGAUUCAGAUCCGGGACUCUGACCUGGAGGAGCUGAAGAAGGCUUUCCCGCAGUACAUCAAUGAUCACGUGGAGCGGCUGACGCUUGACAACACGCGCAUCGGCCAGAUAUACGUGGGUGACAUCAUACGGCCCAUGUCGAAGCUGCGCAGUCUGCAGCUCGAGAAUGAGACCAUCCAGGAGCUUCAGGCGAACAUGUUCGACUCGCUGCCCCUGCUGGACGAACUGGCCGUGAACAGCGCCCACCUGGUGUCCGUGCGCGAGAACGCCUUCGUCAAGCUCAACCUGAGCCGCCUUUGGCUGCGCUACAACCACCUGACUCAGGUGCCUGACGCCGUGAGCAAACUGCCCUACCUGCGCGAGUUGGACCUCUUCGAGAACCGCAUCGAGGUGGUCACCGACCAGGAGGCACUCGUCCUCCAGUCCAACCUCAAGCACCUCCGCCGACUCGUCAUGAACAAGAUGCAGUGUGACUGCGAGUUGGGCAAGGGCGAGUUCCUGUCCUGGAUUCGGCGGGCGAACAUCAGCGGCGUCAAAUGCGGCGAGCCGCCCUCCCUGCUUGGCAAGGACGUGACUGCGCUCACCACCAAGCAGUUCUGCGACGCGGCCGCCAUGCCGACAGCCGGAGCAACUUGCCUGGUUGCCUUGGCUGCAGCGCUAGUCGCCCGGUACUUCGCUGUCGCCGCCAGCUGAGAGAAGUCCAAGCCGUGUGAUGGGGAUUCGUGACUAAUGUGAUGGAGGAGUGGUGCUUCCUCUCAAUGGCUGGGAGUCGGUGCUCGAGUUGGACACUAUAGUAGAACGUUUUUGGCGAGUCGGUAACACCGUACGACAAGUACGAAAAUAUCUCACCAUUACAGUCAACUUGUAGCUUGCUUUUUAAGCGUUUUAUCCGUUUUAUAAUAGUUCAUGACGCGAGGUGACGUGAUGAGUGGAUCAAAGGGCUAAUAUGGAGGUAUUGAAGACUAAACAAGCUGUGUGCUCACCAGCAUGACAUGGUAAUACUGUAUACUUACCAUGUGCUAAACCUACUCCGCUUAUAAAAGAAGCGUCAGCGAGCGAGACCGCUGACUUGAGUGGUUAUAGUCAUAGUAAUAAGGGCUGCACGCGAGCACCAUUACCAUGAAUUCAAACCAACUAGCCCAAAUAGCCGUUCUUCCUCAAUGCAGUUAUAGUCGUAAGCAUGUGCGUAGCUCUCCAAGGGUGGGCCGGGGGAGAGGGGAGGUAGGCGGCGCCUUUCCCACCUUUCUGCACUACGCCCACACGUCUCGAUUGCCUAUUGGUCCAUUUCUAAAGAACCCAAUGCCUGAUUGAUUGCAAUGGAUACGGAAAUGAAAAUGAACUGAUAGCGUCCUUCACACAGCGGCCAACCCUUUUUACAAAGGCCUAUGGCUACAUCGCAUACGGACUGGACGUGCGAGUGUGCCGACAGACUAGUCGUUGAUUCUAUCACCUUGCGUACUUAGUGUACCAU
Rhipicephalus microplus (southern cattle tick) is the source of this 1819-nucleotide messenger RNA. RefSeq lists its product as uncharacterized. Lineage: Eukaryota; Metazoa; Arthropoda; Arachnida; Ixodida; Ixodidae. The record is from RefSeq and is a predicted model, not a curated record. Gene Ontology annotation, molecular function: protein binding.